AUGGGGAAAGCCUACAGCAUUGGCCUGGCUUGCUUCGCAGCCAUAGGCUCCUUUCUAUUCGGCUACGACUCUGGUGUUAUGACAGAUGUCAUCGCCUCGAAGCACUUCCAAAACUACUUCGACACAACAUCCACUUCUUCCAUCAUAGGGGCCAUUAACUCUACAUUCAGUGGGGGUGCGGUAUUCGGAGCCUUGUUUGGUGGAGUGAUUAUGGAUAAAUUUGGUCGAAGGAAGACUAUUGGCAUUGGUGCAUUUAUUUGCACGAUUGGUGGUGUUCUCCAAGCUGCCUCUUACCACCUUGCUAUGAUGCUAAUCGGACGGAUCAUUGCUGGCUUUGCCGUUGGUCUACUCUCUAUGAGUGUCCCAGUAUAUCAAAGCGAAUGCGCCUCUCCUAAGAACCGAGGCCUCAUCGUUGGACUCGCCCAACAAAUGAUCGGGGUCGGCUUCAUUGUCUCUACUUGGGUUGGAUACGGCAGCCAUCACAUGCCUGAUACUUCAUCCUUCCAAUGGCGAUUCCCUCUUGCAUUCCAAGCAUUUCCUUCCGCGCUGUUAUGCCUGGGUAUGCUCUGGCUUCCCGAAACUCCUCGCCAUCUCAUUGCGACCGACCAAUUGGACGAUGGGUUGAGGACACUACGGAAGUUGCACUUCGACGGCUCAAAUGAAGACUGGAUCAAGUCUGAGUUCAAUGAGAUCAAGCUUACUAUAGACGCCGAGAAGGCUGCCACUGCACCAGGCUGGCUGAUUAUGUUCAAGGUACCACAGUGGCGAAAGCGACUUAUGCUUGGAACUCUGGUACAGGUGUUUACUCAGUUUACUGGAAUUAAUGUAAUCGGAUACUACCAAACCAUCAUGUAUGAGAGCCUUGGCAUUACUGGUAAGACGAGUCUGCUCGUGGCAGGGAUUUACAACUGCACUGGCCCCCUCGCGAACUUGGUCUUCAUCACCUUGAUCUCGGAUAGAAUUGGCCGAAAGAGGCCUCUUAUUUAUGGUAUCAUCGCCAUCACCAUCGCUUUAAUCCUAGAGAGCGUUGUCAACAGCCAAAAUGUCGACGGCAAGCACCACGGCCUUAGUAUCGCUGGCGUUGCUUUCUUAUUCUGCGUCACUGUCAUCUUCUCACUAUCCUUCGGUCCCGUUAGUUGGACGUACAUGGCCGAAAUCAUGCCUUAUCAGAUACGAGGUAAAGGAUGUGCUUUUGCCACAGGCAUCGGAAACUGGCUCGUCUCGACCUUUUGGAACCAAGUCAGUCCUUUGGCACUCAAAGAAUUAGGCUGGAAAUUUUACUUUCUAUUCGUUGCGUUCAACAUUGUCAUUACUCUUCCUACUCUCAUCUUCGCCUUCCGAGAGACAAAGGGUCUGUCUCUUGAAGAGAUCGACCUUAUGUUUGGAGAUCGAGCUCUAGGAAAUCUACCAGGGGAUCUUGAGAAGGAUGGCGGCGUUGUUGCUGUGACAAAUUCGCACGAUGAAAAGCCCGACUCAAAACUGUAG
Molecule: messenger RNA, 1485 nt
Organism: Fusarium coffeatum
Lineage: Eukaryota; Fungi; Ascomycota; Sordariomycetes; Hypocreales; Nectriaceae
Exons: 8
Coding region: 1-1485 (494 amino acids)
Biological process (GO): carbohydrate transport; transmembrane transport
Cellular component (GO): membrane
Molecular function (GO): carbohydrate:proton symporter activity
Source: RefSeq, a predicted model, not a curated record